AUGGCUCGGAACACACGGUUCCCCUUUGACCAACCUUCCUUCCAAAGCAGCGACUUUCGACCGCUUCUUCUCCCUCAGAUUGCUUUUGGAGAAGGAGAGCCCUUCUUACGAGGUUACAGUUCUGAGAUGGACAGAUAUGGGAUCUCACGGGAUCAAUUCCUUCGAGUGGUGGAUGAGAUUAACGUAGCCCGUACGCCCAACCCUGAAGUAAAAUUAUUCCAAAUGGGUGCUGGCAUUGCUGGUUGGUUCGUACCUGGCGUUGCUAGUAUUGGGCUUCUUGCAGGUCAAGCCGGUGUUGGUGUUGCUACAGCGUUCGGCCAUGCAUCGAUAGUUUCCAAGGCAUUAUCGAAGGCCAACAUGGAGCUAUUUUCGCCUAAUGGACUUGAAAUAUGUAUUAUCACGACCGAAGACCUUAACACGGAACUGGGCAUCUCCUCCUAUGGAAUGCGAGACGUGCCAUAUAACGCGUCACCAGUGGAUAGACUGGGCAUUUAUGGGCCUCGAAUUGCCUUUGUGAAUGAGAUCCUACCUGAUCGAUCGGACAUAGGACGACAAGACCCUCUGGCCAAGGCUGGCCGAGCACUCAAUAAAAGGUCAAACAAGAGGAAGGCUCAAGACGCACAGGAGAGGUUAGAUAAAGGAGAAAGGAAGGAAAAAGGAAAACGACGACUCUUUAAGUCGUGUGAUGAUAUUGAAUGGCUUGUGGUGAAGCUGGCACCUCCUAUGAGCGCUGGGCAAGUGUAUUGA
Messenger RNA from Fusarium musae, 747 nucleotides. RefSeq lists its product as uncharacterized. Lineage: Eukaryota; Fungi; Ascomycota; Sordariomycetes; Hypocreales; Nectriaceae. The transcript is spliced from 4 exons. The record is from RefSeq and is a predicted model, not a curated record. The coding region runs from base 1 to 747 and encodes 248 amino acids.